Molecule: messenger RNA, 1910 nt
Organism: Ochotona curzoniae (black-lipped pika)
Lineage: Eukaryota; Metazoa; Chordata; Mammalia; Lagomorpha; Ochotonidae
Gene: IL10RB
Product: interleukin 10 receptor subunit beta
Exons: 7
Coding region: 291-1433 (380 amino acids)
Molecular function (GO): protein binding; interleukin-10 receptor activity
Source: RefSeq, a predicted model, not a curated record
UUUUAAAAAAAUAUGUAUUUAACAUGAAGUUUUUGCAGAUGUCUGUGUGUGUGGAUUUUGAAAUUUUUACAACAAACUUAACUUUUCUAUCCAUUUUCCCGCGAAUUUACUCGCCUAUACCUUUCUUCCCUGGCUCCUCCAGCCAUGCCCGUGCCACUGACCUUUGGGGGUGGUGCAGGUGGACCAGGCUGGGGGCGGAGCCUGACCGCCCCGCCCCACCCGGUUCCCGGAAUAGGGCGCGGCGGCUGGGGACUUGAGCCGCGCGCUGCCAGGGCCGCCGUGGCGCGGCCAUGUCGCCGAGCCUAGGGAGCUGGCUGAGCAGUUGCUUCCUGGUGUCAGCACUUAGCAUGGUGCCACCUCCUGAAAAUGUCAGAAUCAAUUCAGUUAAUUUCAAGAACAUUCUACAAUGGGAUUCACCUGCUUUUCCCAAAGGAAAUCUGACCUUCACAGCUGAGUACCAGAGUUACAUGAAGUUCCAAGGCAUGUGCCAGAAGACGGCAUUGACGGAAUGCAAUUUCUCAAGUCUCUCCAAGUACGGCGACCACACUUUGAGAGUCAGAGCUGAAUUUGAAAAUGAGCAAUCAGAUUGGGUGUACCGCGACUUCUGCCCUGUGGAAGACACCAUCAUUGGACCUCCUGGCAUCCAAGUGGAAGUAAUUACCGAUUCUUUACAUUUGCGUUUCUUGGCCCCCAAAAUUGAGAAUGAACCUGAAACAUGGACCAUGAAGAAUAUUUAUAACUUAUGGGCCUAUGAAGUGCAAUAUUGGAAAAAUGGUACCGAUAAGAAGGUCCCGGUCACCCGGCAGUAUGACUUCUGGGUCCUCAAGAGCCUGGAGCCCUGGACCACGUACUGUGUUCAAGUGCGAGGGUCCGUCUCUGAUCGCAACAGGACGGGAGAAUGGAGUGAGCCAGUGUGCAAGCAGACAAGCAAGGACGACACUAGGCCCUCAUGGAUGGUAGCUGUCAUCCUCAUCGCCUCGGUCUUCGUGGUCUUCCUUGCCCUGCUGGCCUGCUUUGCUGCACUGUGGUGUAUCUACAAGAAGACCAAACACAUCUUCUCCCCUCGGAAUGCCCUGCCACAGCACCUGAAGGAGUUUCUAGGCCACCCACAUCAUAGCACACGUCUGAUCUUCUCCUUCCCACUGGCUGACGAGAGUGAAGUUUUUGACAAGCUCAGUGUCAUCACAGAAGACCUGGAAGGCAGCAGGCAGCAUCCCAACAACAGCUGCGGUGUUAGGACGCUGUUGGUGCAGGAACUCCCGGAGCUAGUGCCACAGGAGGUGGAAGAUCCUCACUCCCCACCUCUCCCAGACUGCCGGCAGGACAGUCAGAGGGACACAGAUGGAGCAGGAGCUGCAGCGCCAACCCCAAAACUGGAACGACCAGUGGAUGGACCUGUCCCCACAGCCACAGAGCUGGGUUUUAACAGCUGACCACAAAAUGACUCCUUUCCCGAGGCUCUGGCCGGUUCUCAACAGGCCGAACUCCAAAGGUGUGCUACCAGCCCCUGCGAGGCACUCCAUACGAACCGCCUUUCUGUUGUGUAGAUCACUCCCUUCUGUGAGCAAGGAUGGACAUGCUCUGAGCCCUGGGAAAAACGGACAGCAAGAAUCCACAACCUCUGCCCAGAAGUGGUUGCAGGACACUGGGCGGGCACCAACUUCCUGGGUCCUCAGAAGAGGACAGGAUUUACAUUUCUACCAAAGUGUGUUUUGUAUGCUGAGGGUGCUCUGUUGAAGUUACACAUUCCGCAUUUAGUCUGGAUGCAAUGAUGCCACGCUCAGGUCACUGUUAACCACAAAGCAAGUCUCUGGGUUUCACCUCAUUGAUAUCCCGCCUCUGGUUGGGUGCUGUGCUGGGUUUGGGGUCCUUUAUUUAUUUUUUUCUUUAAGAAUUAAUUUUAUUUGGAA